Molecule: messenger RNA, 1614 nt
Organism: Dacryopinax primogenitus
Lineage: Eukaryota; Fungi; Basidiomycota; Dacrymycetes; Dacrymycetales; Dacrymycetaceae
Product: alpha-trehalose-phosphate synthase t
Exons: 5
Coding region: 1-1614 (537 amino acids)
Biological process (GO): cellular response to heat; trehalose biosynthetic process
Cellular component (GO): alpha,alpha-trehalose-phosphate synthase complex (UDP-forming); cytosol
Molecular function (GO): catalytic activity
Source: RefSeq, a predicted model, not a curated record
AUGCCUGUACUCAACGUCGAGGAGGGACAACGGCUCCUCGUCGUUUCCAACCGUCUCCCGAUCACAAUCUCAAAGGAUGCAAAGGGCGAGUACCAUUUCAAGAUGUCCUCGGGAGGCCUCGUAUCCGCCCUCUCAGGGUGCAAGAAGAGCAUGAGCUUCACCUGGAUCGGUUGGCCUGGUUUCUUUAUCCCUCCAAAGGACCGCCCGCUUGUCGACAAACGUCUCGAGGAGGAAUACUCUUGCCAGGCUGUCUACCUCGAUGACGACGUCGCAGACCGGCACUACAACGGUUUUGCCAAUUCUAUCCUUUGGCCCCUCCUCCACUACCAUCCUGGCGAAAUGAACUUCGACGAAGCAAAUUGGCUCGCAUACCGUCAGGCCAACAUGCAGUUCGCCGAAGUCGUGCGCGAUCAGGUCCGUCCGGGGGAUAUGGUCUGGGUGCAGGAUUACCACCUUAUGCUCAUGCCGAUGAUGCUGCGGAAUAUGCUUCAAGGGGGCAAGGCCGGUGGACUCACGAAUGAGGAGAUGCCACGUAUCAUGGAAGGUGUGCACCAGGCACCGAAGCAGGCAAACGGGCACGAGCUCAAGAACAUCAAAAUCGGCUUCUUCCUGCAUACGCCCUUCCCAAGCAGCGAAAUUUACAGAAUUCUCCCCGUCCGAAGGGAGAUCCUUCUCGGUGUUCUGCAUUGCGACCUCAUCGGUUUCCACACGUACGACUACGCACGUCACUUCCUCUCUUCCUGUACUCGCAUCCUGGGAUUGGCGACUAUGCCCAACGGUGUCGAGUUCGAGGGCCGUUACGCGCACGUCGGCACUUUCCCCAUUGGUAUUGAUCCAGACCAGUUCAUUGACAACUUAGAGAAACCCGCUGUGCGGGCGAGGAUAUCUGAACUGGAGCAGCGGUUCAAAGGAGUCAAAGUCAUUGUUGGUGUGGACAGGUUGGACUAUAUCAAGGGUAUGCCACAGAAGCUGCAUGCGCUCGAGAUGUUUCUCGCGGAUCACCCAGAAUGGAUUGGCAAGGUUGUACUCGUUCAGCUCGCCGUCCCUUCGCGUCAAGACGUGGAGGAGUACCAAAAUUUGCGUUCGACAGUGAAUGAGCUCGUGGGGCGCAUCAACGGCCGAUUCGGCACAGUCGAGUUCAUGCCUAUCCACUUUAUGCACAAGUCUCUCCAGUUCGACGAACUCUGUGCGCUCUACGCUCUCUCCAACGUCUGCCUCGUCUCCUCUACCCGGGACGGUAUGAACCUCGUCUCAUACGAGUACAUUGCGUGCCAGCAGAAACGCCAGGGCGUGUUGAUCAUCUCCGAGUUUGCGGGGGCGGCGCAGAGCUUGAACGGGAGUUUGGUUGUCAAUCCCUGGGACCCGAGGCAGGUCGCAGAUGCGAUCUAUGAUGCCGUAACGAUGUUGCCGGAAACGCGUGCGGAGAACCAUAAGAAGCUGUUCAAGUACGUCUCCAAGUACUCAGCGGCAUAUUGGGGCACGUCGUUCGUCACGGAGCUGAACAGGAUAAAACAAGACGAUGGGAUGACGCGGUUGAUGGAUAUGGGCAUGCCCAGUGGAGAAGCGACGAGGGAGAGGGAAGGCACCAAGCUGGAACACGGUGCUGACGCAUAG